Molecule: messenger RNA, 3979 nt
Organism: Neolamprologus brichardi
Lineage: Eukaryota; Metazoa; Chordata; Actinopteri; Cichliformes; Cichlidae
Source: RefSeq, a predicted model, not a curated record
CUUUGACAGUCACUACCUAGGCACAAGCUUGCAGACAGGAAAAUCAAACAUUUUACCCCCAAAGGAUUUAAUAUCCAGUGAAAACGAGGAGGCAGCAAGUUUAUAACGCAUCUAUAAACCAGUCUCAGUGGGAGUGAACACAGAGCUGUACACAGGUCGCUUUUGACAGUUAACACUUGCCAAAAUGUGGAAAAGAGGGAAGAGCACGGGGACCACUGCAAACAGACAAUGUUUCUCCCUUGUUCAUCAAUAUAUUCAGCGUUUUAAUGAGGUGUCUGGAAACAAGACAGCUGCUAUUCGGAAGAGAUCUAAGACCUCUGGAGUGAUAAUCACGCAGUAUUUAGUAAACAUGCCAGAGGGAAAAAGCACCCCUGAUUUCCAGUGUAAACCAGUGGCAGUAACUAUUGAGAAAGGAAAAUUAGCUGUUUUCAAGGCUGUGGUGACAGGGGAUCCAAAACCAGAUGUGUCAUGGAGAAGAGCUAAGGGAACUCUUUCAGAUAAGGAAAAAUUUCAGACUAAAUAUGAUGAAUCAACUGAAGAGCAUAUAUUAGAGAUUCACAAAGUGUCUGUUGCAGAAACAGAUACAUACAAAUGCUUUGCUGCAAACGAAUAUGGAAAAGCUGUCUGCACAACAACAUUAACUGUGACUGAGGCUUCAACAAAUCCAGCAGAUUUCAGAAAACUGCUGAAGAAGAGUAAAGUAGCAGCAGAUGGAGAAUCUGAUGAAAUGUUCUGGGAUGCUAUGUUAAAAGCUGACAGGAACGACUAUGAGCGCAUCUGUUCAGAAUUUGGUGUUAAAGACUUACAUUUGAUUCUCAAGAAACUGGACGAAAAGAAGAAGGAGAGAUCACAAAAUAAGAGGAAGCAGGAUGAUAUAAUUCCCUAUGAUGAAAAUGAAACAGAGAAACACAGUCUAAAGAGUGUUGGAAGGACAACGAAUUUCUCUGUUGAUGGCCUGAUGCAAAAGGACACAGAGCUUUGUAAGGGGGAUAUUCAAGAGGCCAACCUUCGAAAUGCCUGGCUGCCUCAAAUGGAUCCUGAAAAGUUCAUACUCCCUGCAGAGUUUAAAUUUUCCAAAGUCGACUUUGUGAUCAAAAUUCAAGAGAUUAAAGCUGAAGAAAGGGAGGAUGCUUUGUUUGAGUGUGUCCUGACACACCCGCUACCUAACAUCACAUGGACGGGCAAAGGCAACAUCCUGGAGGAUGGAGAAAAAUAUAAUUUAACUAUGUCAGACCACAAACUCAUCCAUAGGCUCCUCAUCAAGGACUGCCAGAUGCUGGACAAAGGCAUCUAUUCCGCUGUGGUUGGCAAUAUAUCCUGCAAUGCCUGGUUGAUUGUGGAAGCUGACAGUAAUCCUGCACCUGGUGGUGAGAGGAGACCCCGUAAAACUACUGUGGCUCGUGGAGCACCGACUGACAUUGAGAAAGUGGCCCAAGAGCAGCAACUAAAAAUACAAGGGGAGAUGGAAAAGCUGUUGGCAGCAGUAAAUGCAAAAUACGGAGCAGGACAUAUAACCGACAAACUAUCUUUAGAAGAACUGACAUUAGAAGAACUGACUUUAAUCUUAAGCACAGGUGGAAAACACAGUCAAGUUACUGGACAAGAUCCAAAAGAACUAACAAGUGAAAACGAAUCAAGUGGCUAUGAUGAGGAUGAAGACGCUACUGACCAGGACAAGCACACAAUUUCUCCAAAGCAAGACCAAAAGCCAAAGGAUGCACUCGAUGGUGAAAGUGCACGUCUGAAAGACGACAUUAGGUGUGACGAGACUGAGGAUGAGACUGAAUCUUCAACACAUAUGAGGCGUAAAAGAUACGCCCCUCCGAUCGAAGAUUUGGUGGUUGAUCCAGGGGUUCAGUUCAUCUGUGGUUUGACUGAUGUCAGUGCGAUCAUCAAUGAGAUCGCUGAGUUAACAUGUAAGCUUAGCAGUGAAGACUGUGAAGGAGUCUGGUUCAGAGAUGGCAAACAGAUAUUCCAAGAUGAAAGUUUCUCCAUAACUAAAGAUGGGCCAAUUCAUAAAUUGGUCAUAAGCAAGUGCACGGAAGAGCACUCUGGAAAAUACCGUUUUGAGGCAGAUGGCCGUAAAACAGAGGCAAUAAUAAAUGUCAAAGAUCCUCCCAGGUUUGACCUUGAAGACCUCAGUGCUUUUACUGAGCCAAAGACAGUUAAAGUGGGGCACAAUGCCAUCUUCAAAUUGCAUUUUCUUGGACACAAACCCAUAAAGAUUCAGUGGUUCAGAGAAGGAGAAGAGCUCCAAGAUGACAACAAUACAAGGAUAGAAAAAUCUGCAAGCCACAGCCGGUUGCUUCUGAGCAGAUGCCAGAGGAAGGACAUGGGAGAGAUCAAGAUCAAGCUAAAAAAUGAACACGGCUUCACUGAGGCACUCUCACAGCUUAUUGUGCUUGACAAACCAACCCCACCUCUGGGUCCUGCAGAGGUAACAGAGAGCUCAGCUACAUGUAUUGAAUUUAGAUGGCGCCCUCCAAAGGAUGAUGGUGGCUCCCCAGUGAUUAACUACAUAAUGGAGCGUCAGCAAGUGGGGCGAAACACCUGGAAGAAAAUAGGGGAAAUACCAGGUGUGUCCAGUUACCGAGACACAGGCGUAGAGCGAGGGCGGAAAUACUGUUACCGCAUCCGAGCAGUGACUGCAGAAGGCACAAGCGAAGUUAUGGAAACUGAGGAAAUGCAAGCUGGCACACUUGCCUUCCCUGGCCCUCCAGCACCUCCAAAAGUGGUCAGCGCUUUUGAUGACUGUAUAAAUCUUUCAUGGGCUCCUCCAAGUAACACGGGAGGUUCACGUAUCUUGGGCUAUAUUUUGGAGAAACGAAAGAAGGGAAGUAAUCUCUGGUCUGUUGUCAAUGCCAAUGAUGAGCUCAUAAAAGAAAAGAAAUAUGCAGUGAAGGAUGUUGUUGCGGGUAUGGAAUAUGAAUUCAGAGUUACUGCCAUAAAUCUCUCUGGAGCAGGCGAAUUUAGCAGCCCUUCAGAUUUUGUUUUUGCACGAGAUCCUAAGAAGCCUCCUGGUAAAGUUACAGGCCUUAAGGUGACAGAAACCUCCUACAACCACUUGGUCCUAACUUGGACAAAACCAGAAGACAAACCAGGCAUACAGGAUGAAGCAAGAGGGUAUUUUGUUGAGAUUCGGCGAGCAGAUUGCAUCGAAUGGUCCCGCUGUAAUAGCACCCCCAUCAUUAUGACUUCCUUCAGUGUGAAAGGCCUGAAAUCCAUGGACAUGUACUGGGUAAGAGUGAUUGCCAUUAAUGAUGGAGGAGAGAGUGAGCCCGAGGAGCUGCCCAACUAUGUACUGGCAAUGCCCUCACCAGAUGAUCCAAAACCGCCUGGACCAGUAGAACUGGAAGAAAAUGUGUCUGGUACUGUGACAGUAAUCUGGGAACCUUCUCCUGACGAGAAGCGUGAUGACCGUCUCCACUACACCGUGUCCAAACUGGACUGUACCAAGCGUUCGUGGGUCACAGUGGCUGACAGGCUCUUCAAUAACAAGUUCACAGUCUGCAAUAUCAUGCAUGGAAGGGAAUAUCAUUUCCGGGUCUAUGCCAAAAACGACAUGGGCAUAUCUGCACCCUCUGAGUCACCAACCUGGGGGGUGGAGAAGAAGAAAGAAAAGUUUCUAGUAAGUGUACCAACCAUGAAGGACUGUGAUUUGCGGUGUGCCCCAUCCUUCAUUGUUCCACUGAAGCUGCACACUGCACCCAAAGGUUAUGAAUGCUAUAUGAGCUGUGCAGUGAAAGGAAACCCCAAACCUCGCAUAACAUGGUAUCGAAAUCACAUCAGUCUAAACACUAAUACCAACUAUUACAUCUCCAACACCUGUGGAGUUUGCACCAUGUUAAUCCUCCGCGUGGGUCCCAAAGACAUGGGAGAGUACAGCGUCAUUGCAGAGAACAGCUUGGGACGAGACGAAUGCUCCACCAUCCUUAAUGUCAGAGGUGAGAAGAAAAUAUACUGGCUGUAUUUACAGUGA